CAGCACAGCUGCAGAAUAGAUCAAUUCUUACAGCAAACUGUUUUAUCUCUGAGAUCCAAACAUGUCUGGGAUCCUUUCACCUACUUCCAGCAUCAUGGAGGAUGAAAAUCCAGGAGCUGAAAUUAUGCCAGAGCAAAUCCUGAACACUUUGGAUGAAUUAAAUAAGAAAGAGUUGAAAAGAUUCAAGUCGAUCCUACAGCAGCCAACGGACAUACGUAGGCUUCCAACACUCAAGUGGAAAAACCUGAAAAAACGCAAAACAAUUAAGAAGACAAACCUGGAAAAAGCCAAAACAAUUGAGAAGACAAACCUGGAAAAAGCCAAAACAAUUGGGAAGAAAAACCUGGAAAAAGUCAAAUCAAUUGACGUUGCAGACCUGAUGUUGCAGACCUAUACCCAUAAUCGAUGCCUGGAAGUGACCUACCAGAUUCUAAAGAAAAUUAAGAGAAAGGACCUGCGGCAGAAAUUAAUAGAUGCUCAGAAGGAGGAGCUAAAGAGGAUAGAGGCUGAAGUUGAUCAGAUGAUCCACGACACAGGCGUGCAGAUUCGGGAGAUUAAAGAGUCGGUGAAGAUCAGUAAAGAUGCUGCAGACAGAGAGAAAGCAGAAGGUGUUGAGGUCUUCACUGCUCUGAAGGAGUCUGCUGAGAGAGGCCUGAAGGAGCUCAUCAAGGAGAUCGAAGACAAACAGAAAACUGAGGAGAAAAAGACUAAAGACUGGAUCAAAUAUCUGCAACAGGAAAUCCAUGAGCUAUCUGGGACAAACCUGUUCUCCCCAUCCAACCUCCUCCAAAGCUUCCCCUCCCUGAAAGCUGCUCCGCCCACCAAGGACUUGACCGAGGUCAGAGUCCGUCCACCAACAUAUAAGGGGACUGUGGUGAGAGCUGUGGCUCAGCUGGAGAAUAAACUCAGAAAGAGUAUUCAAGAAAUUAUGGAUGCUGAGAUGAAGAGGGUCCAGAAGUUUGCAGUGGAUGUCAGUCUGGAUCCUGAUACAGCUCAUCCUUACCUCAUCCUGUCUGUUGAUGGAAAACAGGUGAAUGUUGGAGAGGUAGAGUAUCAUCUACCCGGAAAUCCAAAGAGAUUUUCUGAGUCUCUGGCUGUUUUAGGACGUCAGAGUUUCUCUUCAGGCAGAUUUUACUUUGAGGUUCAGGUUAAAGGAAAGACUGGCUGGGUUUUAGGAGUGGCCAGUGAGUCCAUCGACAGGAAGGGAGAGAUCAAACUGAGUCCCAAAAAUGGUUACUGGACUGUCAGGUUGAAAAACAGAAAUAACUACAAAGCUUGUGCUGAUCCUCCAGUCCGUCUGCAUCUCCAUCCUGGUCCUGAGAAGGUGGGGGUGUUUGUGGAUUAUGAGGAGGGUCAGGUCUCCUUCUAUGAUGUAGAUGGUCUUAUCUACUCCUUUACUGGCUGCUGCUUCACUGAGAAACUCUACCCAUACUUCAGCCACUAUGAUAAUGUUGGAGGUGAAAACUCUGCUCCUCUGAUCAUCUGUCCUGUUAAUCAGGCUGAUUGUUCCUCUGAUUGUUCCUCUGAUGAAGAAUUAAUCUUUUCGUGAAGAACCUCCAACCUCAGAGUGUCUGGAGGUGAAGUCCUGCUGGUGGAGAGGUGAGCUUGGAAACAUCCUCAGCAGGAAGUUAAUGGUUCAGUUUAUCUUUAUAUCUCUUCUUCCGUAGUUUUUAAAAGGACUAAAAGUGUUUAGAGUGGUCUCUCCUGGUCUCUCCUGGUCUGGUUUUGCUGGGCUUUG
Messenger RNA from Cyprinodon tularosa, 1738 nucleotides. RefSeq names its product E3 ubiquitin-protein ligase TRIM21-like. The transcript has 3 exons. The record is from RefSeq and is a predicted model, not a curated record. Lineage: Eukaryota; Metazoa; Chordata; Actinopteri; Cyprinodontiformes; Cyprinodontidae. The coding region runs from base 62 to 1549 and encodes 495 amino acids. Gene Ontology annotation, molecular function: protein binding.